UAUUUCAUAUGCGCAUCGAGUUUGAACAACCUGUUGCUGAGGAAAGAGCUCUGCCAUUGGUCCAAGGGCUGCCAGAUCAGGCACAAUCUGUCGCAUUUCGAAAUGUGGACCAGAGAGAACAAUUUAGAUGAGGAAUCGAUCCGGUCGACGUUGCGGCCCAUCGUGCAGGCCGCCCACCUCCUGCAGGCCAGAAAGACCGAUGAGGACGUGGAGAGCGUGUGCGAGAUGUGCGACGCUCUAACGCCGCUGCAGAUCUGCAAGGUGCUCAACCUGUAUACGCCUGUCGACGAGUUCGAGCAAAGGGUGCCGGCGUCCUUUAUAAGGGCGGUGCAGGAGCGGCUGAAGGGGCGGCCGGACGCGCAGGCGCAACAGGCUUUGCUGAUGGAUGUCAAAUACAAAUUUCCUGUACGUUUUCCUUUCAAUCCUUCCGUUAUAUGCUUAGAAGAC
Molecule: messenger RNA, 447 nt
Organism: Phaedon cochleariae (mustard beetle)
Lineage: Eukaryota; Metazoa; Arthropoda; Insecta; Coleoptera; Chrysomelidae
Source: the annotation of a GenBank genome assembly